GUCGAGUACAUUGCGGAGCUUCGGAGCGCUGGUGGCGCGGAGACCCGGAGUCAGCCGCGGUGCGACGUUACCAUGAUUUUCUCCGUCCUGCCGAAACAUACCUAUCUUGACUUUUCCACCUGCAAGAUCAGACAUCCUGACCAACACUGUCCAAACGCAGAAUGCCAGGGGGAAAGAGAGGGCUGGUCGCACCUCAGAACACUUUUUUGGAAAAUAUUGUCAGGCGCUCAAGUGAAACCAGCUUCCUCCUGGGGAACGCCCAGAUUGUGGGGUGGCCUAUAGUCUACAGCAAUGACAGUUUCUGCAAGCUGUCAGGGUACCACCGGGCGGAAGUCAUGCAGAAGAGCAGCACGUGCAGUUUUAUGUACGGAGAGCUGACCGACAGGAAGACGAUAGAUAAUGUCCGCGACACCUUUGAAAAUUAUGAGACCAACUGCUUCGAGAUCCUGCUAUACAGGGCCAACAGGAAUCCUGUCUGGUUCUACAUGCAGAUCGCACCCAUCAGGAACGAGUACGACAGGGUGGUUUUGUUCCUGUGCACGUUCAAAGACAUCACGCUCUUUAAGCAUCCCAUUGAGGAUGAGACCACCAAGGGAUGGACCAAGUUUGCACGACUGACGCGGGCCCUGACCAAUAGCCGCAGCGCCAUGCAGCAGCUGACGCCCAUGAACAAGGCUGAGGUCAGCCACAAGCACUCACGGCUGGCUGAGGUUCUCCAGCUGGGUUCUGACAUCCUCCCCCAGUAUAAACAAGAGGCACCCAAGACGCCCCCCCACAUCAUUCUGCACUACUGCCUCUUCAAGGCCACCUGGGACUGGGUCAUCCUCAUCCUCACCUUCUACACAGCCAUCAUGGUGCCCUAUAACGUGUCCUUCAAGACGAAGCAGAACAACAUCACCUGGUUGGUUCUGGACAGCAUAGUAGACGUCAUCUUCCUAGCGGACAUCAUGCUGAAUUUCCACACCACCUUUGUGGGUCCUGGAGGCGAGAUCAUCUCGGACCCCAAGCUCAUCCGCAUGAACUACCUAAAGACCUGGUUUGUCAUCGACCUGCUGUCCUGCCUGCCUUACGACAUCAUUAACGCCUUUGAGAACGUGGAUGAGGGUAUGAGCAGCCUGUUCAGCUCCCUGAAGGUGGUCCGGUUGCUCCGGCUGGGCCGAGUGGCCCGCAAGUUGGACCACUACAUGGAGUACGGAGCGGCAGUGCUGGUGCUGCUGGUGUGCGUGUUUGGCCUGGUGGCCCACUGGCUGGCCUGCAUCUGGUACAGCAUCGGCGACUACGAGGUCAUCGACGAAGACACCAACGCCAUCAAGCAGGACAGCUGGCUGUACCAGUUGGCCCUCAGCAUCGGCUCACCCUACCGCUACAACUCCAGCGGCUCGGGCAGGUGGGAGGGCGGCCCCAGCAAGGACUCCCUCUACAUCACCUCGCUCUACUUCGCCAUGACCAGCCUCACCACCAUCGGCUUCGGCAACAUCGCGCCCACCACCGACGGCGAGAAGAUCUUCUCCGUGGUCAUGAUGAUGAUUGGCUCCCUCCUGUAUGCCACCAUCUUCGGUAACGUGACCACCAUCUUCCAGCAAAUGUACGCCCACACCAACCGUUACCAUGAGGUGCUCAACAACGCACGUGACUUCCUCAAACUCUACCAGGUGCCCAAGGGCUUGAGCGAGAGGGUCAUGGAUUAUAUCGUCUCCACCUGGGCCAUGACUAAGGGCAUCGACACUGAAAAGGUACUCACCACCUGCCCCAAAGACAUGCGAGCAGACAUCUGCGUCCACCUGAACCGCAAGGUGUUCAAUGAACACCCGGCCUUCCGCCUGGCCAGCGAUGGCUGCCUCCGCUCGCUGGCCGUGGAGUUCCAGACCGUCCACUGUGCCCCAGGCGACCUCUUCUUCCACGCUGGCGAGAGCGUGGACACACUGUGCUUUGUGGUGUCUGGCUCUUUGGAGGUCAUCCAGGACGAUGAGGUCAUCGCCAUUCUUGGCAAAGGGGACGUCUUCGGUGACUUGUUCUGGAAGGAGACCACCCUGGCACACGCCUGCGCCAACGUCCGGGCGCUGACCUACUGUGACCUGCAUGUCAUCCACCGGGAGGCGCUCUUGAAGGUGCUGGACUUCUACACCGCCUUCGCUCACUCCUUCUCCCGAAACCUGAUCCUCACCUGUAACCUGCGCAAAAGGAUAAUCUUCCGGAAGAUCAGUGAUGUGAAGAAAGAGGAGGAGGAGCGUCAACGGCAGAAGAACGAGGUGACCCUGACCAUCCCAGUGGAUCACCCUGUCCGGAAGGUCUUCCAGAAGUUCAAACAGCAAAAGGAGCUCCGGGCACAGGUGGGUGCAGUGCUGGAAGUGGAGAAGAACCAUCUGGACCAGCAUUUCCACCCACAUCGGGACCUGUACCCUAUGCAAGGCCACACCGGGGUGGUCACCGUGUCCCAGAUUACGCCCAUGCAGAACUCGCUGGCCUACAUCAGAGCCGGAGAGUUGGACAAGCAGAGCAACCGUGACAUCAUGGAGCUGAAACCUAGCCUUAGUCUCAAUGGAUCCGACUGCUUUGGGGCCCGGAGCCCCUCCUGCAGCAGGCUGGCUAGCAGCCGGGGCUGGAUGCGCCUUCGCAGUGCUACGGCAUCCCCUGAGGAGUCGACAGGGGGCUGGAACAGCACUGCCAGGGUCAGCCCUGUGGAGCUCCCCCUGCAGGACAGUCGGGGGAAGAGCCCCCUUCGCAGCACGGACUCCUGUGACGGCAGUAGCACCAGGACUGAGAAAUCUGGCGAGGUGCCGAGUUCCCUCCCAUCUGAGGACCACCAGCCCAGCCCGGCCAUCCCCGAGCAGGAACUGCACAGCACCCUGCACGAGGCCAGGCUAGAGCUGAAGGGCGACAUCCAGAUGCUGGCAGGCCGCUUGGCCACCCUGGAGUCCCAGGUAGCGGAGAUCCUAAGGCUACUAUCUGAGACGAGGCAGCCAGCCCAGCCCUCCAACCCCAGAACCAGGGACAGUCGGCAGGACAUCUUCACCGUGUCCCAGCCUGCCACACCCGACUCCGAUUGGGACAAUGGCCUCUUUUAGCGGCGACAUUAGCAAGAAUUCUUUUUCUCCCAUGGAUGAGAUGAACGAUUGUGAAGGACACAGGGAAAAAUGAGAACUGUGGCUUUUAUACAGAGAGAAAGAGAACAGUAAAUAUCAACAUGCAUGUCCAGCUGGUUUCUGGCCUGCAAAGAUACUAGUUAUUGCUUGUAUAUGAUGCAGUUGGCUGCAUGCAAAGGGAUUUUAAAGCAGAUCAGUUUUUGUUCUAUACUGUAUCUGUAUGAACAUGAUUAUUUUCCAGAGAUGUCUAUUUACCUUGAAGAAACCUCAGGGUUUGUGCAGGUUGCUUGAUAAGAUCCCCUGAUCACACCCAACUGGCUGCACAGCCAGCAUACACUUUCACACUUUUCCCAUCAACAAAGCUGUACUUGUACCCACAUUUUCAUGAUGGAACCAUACCAUGGCGACGCGCUGCGAGUCACUCUCUCCUAUCUUGUAUGUUUUUGUUUUUACACGUGUGACUUUUUGUUUCGUUGUUUAUGACCGUCACACUGGACAUUAGAUAUAAAGUUGCAGGAAACCCUCACAUUCUCAAAUCACUGGAUGAUAUUGUCUGGAACACUUCAACUCUAGUAAACCAUGGCAACCAUUGACAGACCUGGGGGAAUUGCGGGCGGGAAAGAAACAGGACAAACUACACUCUUGUACUGGCUUUUAAAGGGACCUUCUGGAGUGCAGUGUGUUCUGCUUCAUUGAGACCUGGCUGGGACCAAACACUCCGGACAGAGCUGUGCAACCCCAGAACAUCACCAGCCACCACUCACACAGCACCAUAGCAAAUACCCACAAGACUAAGGGAGGCAGCGUGUAUGUUGUCAUUUGCAAUGACCCGGUGCACCAAUGUGGAAGCAGUUUCCCAGUCCUGAUGGUCUGUGCUGGAGUACCUGACGAUCGAUUGCCGGCCGCUGUCCCUGCAGACAGAGUUUUCCUCACUGCUUCUCACUGUUAUUUACAUCCCAUCGGAGGCUCCGACUGCAGCUGCAUCAGACGAGCUGUACACCACCAUUUGCAAACAAGAAAACCAGAACCCAGAAGCGAUCUCUAUCAUCACCAGGGCCUUCAAUCACUGCAACCUGAAGAUGGUCCUCCUUAGAUACCACCAGCAUGUAACUUGCCCCACCAGAGGUGACCGGACUCUCGACCUGUGCUACAACAAAUUCAAAGGCAACUGCAAGUCCAGCAGUGAGGGAAGUUCAGUACUGGACAUUGGUCCAUUUUCAAGGAGUCCUACAUGAAUAUGGAUGAUUAUGCUGAUUCAGUGACAGACUUCAUCAUGUUCUGCAUGGACUUGUGUGUUCCUUUCUGGACUGUCUGCUCCCAUCCCAGUUAGAAGCCCUGGAUGGACACCACUGUCCUCCAAGCACUGAGGGACGGACCACGAUUUUCAAGUGGAGAUUGACUUUGGCGAAGCUUGAGAUUGACUUGGGCGAAGUUUGCGGACAACACCACCAUCACUGUCUUCAUCAGCAGCGAUGAAGAGGCUACCUACAGGAUGGAGGUAAAAGACCUGAUUGUAAGGUGCCCCGAGAAACAACCUCUGCCUUGAUGUCAACAAGGCAAAGGAGAUCAUCGUUGACUUUAGAAAGAUCAGAGGCCUUCACUCCCCAUUAUUCAUUCAUGGAAAUCCCAUUGAGGCAGUCAGCAGCUUCAGUUCCCCAAUUCCAAUUUCCUCUCAUAGUCUCUAAAUGCUAGCCGCUUUCUCUAGAAGGCUCAGCAGAGCCUGUUCUCCCAGAGAAGGCUAAAGAGCUUUCGGGUGGAAAUCAAAAGCUCGGUAAGUUAUACCGCUGCUGCACUGAGAGCAUCCUGACUGGAUGGUUCAUGGUGUGGUUGGGUAACCUAACUGCUCAGGACCUCACACUGCUGCAAAGCACUGUCCAGACUGCUUUGAAGAUCAUCAUCACAGAUCAUCCACAGCUCCAAACAAUCUACCUCUCCUGCUGUCAGAAGAGGGCCGAGCCCAUCGUCUGGGGCACCAGCCACCCAGAUUCACACCUUUCACACUCUUGCCCUCUGGAAAGUACUACCGGUGCGUCACCACCCUCACAACCCGAACCUCCAGCACCACCCGCACCUCCCAAACCUCCCACACUGCCAGCUCCAGAGCCAGUUUCUUUCUUCAAGCCAUCAGGUUGCUUAGUACAGCGUUUCCCAACCCAGUCCUCGGGGAAACCCGGACAGUCCACGUUGUUGCUCCCUCCCAGCCAAUUAGGAACACCGAAAACCUGGUACAGGUGUGCUGGGAGGUGAGCGGAAGCAAAAACAUGGACUGUCCGUGUUCCCCGAGGACUGGGUUGGGAAACACUGGCUUAGUUUAUUACGUGCACUUUAUCAACAUUAUAUACUGUUCUGUUGCCAUUUCUCACAUCCUCAUCCCCAUGCUACAUUACUUAUUCUUAUAUUGCACUUGUCUUGUAUUGAAAUACUGUUUGUUCUGCACCCCAUGCACCCGUCCCCUCCCCUGCAACUGUGCUACAAGAACUUUGCUGUGUUCCCUGAACACAUGUGACAAUAAAACUUGAAACUUGAAACAUA
Molecule: messenger RNA, 5615 nt
Organism: Paramormyrops kingsleyae
Lineage: Eukaryota; Metazoa; Chordata; Actinopteri; Osteoglossiformes; Mormyridae
Gene: kcnh5b
Product: potassium voltage-gated channel, subfamily H (eag-related), member 5b
Biological process (GO): regulation of membrane potential; potassium ion transmembrane transport
Cellular component (GO): plasma membrane; voltage-gated potassium channel complex
Molecular function (GO): voltage-gated potassium channel activity
Source: RefSeq, a predicted model, not a curated record